UGGGUCUGCUGUACUGCUGAAAUUCACAAACUGGUGAAUUGUUUCUGUUUUUGCUGCGAACUCCUUUGGUGAUGAGUGUCAUUACAGUCCAGAGUGUGAAAAUGGUGACAGCCAACAUGUUACUGAGCGUCUUCUUUCUUUCAGGUGCUUUGGCUGCUUGUCCUGUUAAACCAGACCUUUUCAUCACUGCACCAGAGCAGAUGGGAGCACUAAGUGGAUCUUGUCUGCAGAUCCCAUGUAACUAUAGAGUUAAAUCAGAAAAGAAAUUCAGCAGCACAAGAACAACCUUUGGAGUGUGGAUUAAAAGUGACAACCGAUUUGCCGAGUUUCCAGAAAAUGUGAUUUUCAACAGCAGCAAGAUGAUUAACAUCUAUCCAAUGAGGCUGACUGGAGACCUGAGUGAUAAAAACUGCACCACUUUAUUUUCCAGUUUAAUCACUAAUUACACAGACACAAACUACUUCAGGAUUGAUGGCUCGUCAUACGAGGCAACAGCUGUUUGUGACCCUCUUAAAAUAAAAGUUAAAGAUUCUGCUCCGAGGCCCAGGAUUGAGAUCUCAGGUGGUGUGAAUGAUCUGAAGGAGAAGCAGUCUGUCACUAUAACCUGCUCAGCUUUCACUCCCUGUCCACACUCCCCUCCUAAACUCACCUGGACGCUCCAACAAGACCCUCACAACAUCAUAGAGCAAGACACAGAUGGAACCUUUACAACUAAAAUCCAGGAGACCAUCACUCUGUCAGACACACAUGAUGGACUCACCAUCAGCUGUUCUGCAGGAUAUCCUGUGAAUGAAGGAAAAGAUGUGAAGACAGCAGCAGCAGAAAAAAUCACUCUCAGUGUUUCAUAUGCUCCCAGGAACACCUCAGUGUCCGUCAGUCCAUCAGGUUUGGUGUUAGCAGGUAGCUGGGUGAACCUGACCUGCUCCAGCAGAGCCAAACCUCCCGUCAGCCGCUUCACCUGGUUCAAGAACAGCAAAGAUGGAGCCAUCAGUGUAGCUGAAGGAGACUUUUACAGCAUCUUGGUGACCAGUGUGACAGAUAUAAAAGAUUAUUGUUGUGUGGCUGCAAAUGAUCUCGGUAUCCAGAUGUCAUCAUGGACUAAUUUUGAAGAUCAUCCAGAGUUUGGGGUUGGUGUGAACGUUACAGUGAAGAUCCUGGGAAUCGUGGCGCUCUACAGUACAUUCAUCAUCUUUGAGUGCUGGUUUAGAUCAAGAUGCUGCAACAAACCAGAGAAGGAAGCAGAAGAAGCAGACUACGUCAACAGACUGAUUGAGAUUCAAGCAUCAUGAAGGAGAAG
This is a messenger RNA of Centropristis striata (black sea bass), 1297 nucleotides long. Its product is annotated as B-cell receptor CD22-like. NCBI's taxonomy places the organism in Eukaryota, Metazoa, Chordata, Actinopteri, Perciformes, Serranidae. The transcript is spliced from 8 exons. The record is from RefSeq and is a predicted model, not a curated record. The coding region runs from base 72 to 1289 and encodes 405 amino acids.